Messenger RNA from Pseudo-nitzschia multistriata, 2221 nucleotides. The record is from the annotation of a GenBank genome assembly. Lineage: Eukaryota; Bacillariophyta; Bacillariophyceae; Bacillariales; Bacillariaceae.
GACGAACGUCAAGUGCAAUGAAGCUCUUGGAGAAUCGAAAGGGAACUCAUUGGAAGAUAACAUUGCAAYUGAAUCAUAUCGAGUAGUAACGACCAUACAGUACGGUACUCAUAUCCAGCCAUAUCUUUUCUGCAGAACAAACAGACAAAACACACGACACUACGGAUCAUGGGUGGCGGCGCGUCYCGAUUGGACGAAACUCUCUGGGAAGAAGAAACAAAACACCUAACURAAGRACUAACAGACGACUCCAACCUUUCCAAAAAGUCGACUGCGGUCGCCGACGGUGGACUCGAUCCCACUCGAACCGACCAGACCCUCGACGGUUGUCAACCCACAACCUCRUAUCGRUUCCUAGAAAUUCGCAAGAAGGGAGGUGCCCAUAACCAGCGGGACUUUGAGGUCGUCGAUGUUUCCACAAGCGAAGUCCUCUAUACCACGUGUUCAGUUCCAGGAACCCUCUGCUGGUUCGAUGUAUUGGGCCCGGCCUCGUGCGGCAAUUUCCGGGACCUCAAGCUCCGGGUGGGACCCUCGGGUCCUGCCAAGAAAAACUGGACGGUUUAUCGGUACGACAACCCCGUUUUUGAGGGACAGCUAGAGGCAUCGAGGGAGUUGACGCACCAAAGUCUGSAUGGCGGUAAUGAAGACGAAAACAGCGAAAGCAACAAUGGGAAGCGCAGCAUUGACAGCRAUACCAAUGUGAAUACAAACAGCAGCAUUGAUUCUUCUGAAUCCGAAACCGAAAUUGAAAGCUGCCACAAACUAUACAAGACAGCCGCCGUGACGGUGUCGUGGUCGCGAUAUGUAGCGAUCAUGGCACGAUAUGGACCACCGAAGAUGGAAGACUACUUGGAUGACGAURACCAAGAUGAUAAUGAUUAUGGCAAUUUUUCAAAUAGUCAUACGGGGGCGAAACUUGAUGGUSCUUGCAUGGAAGAUAGUGCAGCUGCGAAAUUCAGUCCAAAUAGCAGUAACGAGUACAAUCCCGAGAAGAAUACGACGGAGAUUAAAGAGAAUACAGAUAUAAUUUCAGCUACAACCGAACCAGAUGACGACAAUACCUUGAUCACACCUAGUAAUGGCAACAGCAUAGAAAAAAUCACUCCUAUCACCACCAAACGAAGCGAAAAUACUAGAACACUCGAAGAGAUGAAAACUAAAACCGAGAAAGAAAAGCGGCGGCAGACGACUAUGCGACUCCGCGAACACUUCGGAGAUCUGCCGCCCUCGACUAGAAUGGCUACAUSGAAGAACAAUGGCAAUGAGGAAGAUGCCAGCAGCAAUAAAACGAUAGACGAAAAAAUGAACCACGACUUUGAAAACGAGCAAAAUAACAACGUCCCAGUUCUACCACGRCUCACACUCCAGCAGAAAUCYAAGUACGAUCUUGACMGGGAGGGAGUCCUCGUGUUGGAUGACAUAGAUGAUGAAUACAGCCCACCCAUGAUCGUCCAGUGCCAGGAAAUCCACAACAAGAUGAUCGGGAACCACCAAACCUUUCGGAUGACAAGGGAAGAGCUAAUCGAAAAGCUUUCUCUCGACCAAAAGCAGGAUKUGAAGAAUCCAACCUCGAAAGAGGAACAGAAUWCCAAUCCUUCUUGCGGGGAUGGAGGUUCCAAUGGUUCGGAAAACGAGAACUGCAAAAGAAGGAAUUCAUCCUCGUGGUUUUCUAGGUUUCGACGUCCUUCCUCCAAGAUACUAUCCCACGAAGWYCUUGCAAUGGGCGAUGAAAUUAAAAAAUCGGAGCAAGUGGAAGCCAAAGACAACAACAGCGAGAGUUUCCAAMCAGAAACGCUAGAAAGCACGAURGCGAAUUUGCCGGGGGAAGGCACGGAUUGUGCUGCGGUGGCGAMAACUACCGGUAGUCUGAAGAACAACAAUGACGAAGACCAGCUGGUUUUGUCUUCUCAAGGGGACAGAGAGAACAAAACCCUCACGUCAUACUUUUUCUGGAAAAACGCAGCAUUCAAUCUUGGACAGCACAAAAUGCAGAUGCAUCUGGCGAAGAAUUCGGAUCUCGCCCUGCAAGUGGUGUUUUCCAUCAUUGUCAAUCAGGUCCGAUCCGAGCGGAACCACACCGUCUUUUUAGCCACCGGAUUGCAUCCUGCAUGGGUCUUCAUAGAUCCACGAAAUCCAAUUGCCGUGUUCACGUGAUKCUAUACCAAACGCGAUGACACAACCAUACAAAGCACGCCAAGCAAAAUAGACAAAUUCGUUCACU